This is a messenger RNA of [Candida] anglica, 2709 nucleotides long. The record is from the annotation of a GenBank genome assembly. NCBI's taxonomy places the organism in Eukaryota, Fungi, Ascomycota, Pichiomycetes, Serinales, Debaryomycetaceae.
AUGGAAACACAGUCAGGUAGCCCACAGCCCAAGACAGACAGGGCCAAGAAGGCGUGUAUCCGGUGUCGCCGGCGCAAGAUCCGGUGCACGGGCGAGACCCCGUGCCGCCAUUGCAAGCAGCUGGACGUGGCGUGCGAGUACAAGCGAAAGGCCAAGCGAGUGUCGAUUUUGGACACCGAGAUCGAGGAGUAUUUGGCCCGGAUUGAGCAGUUGGAGGGCCAGGUCCGGCUGAUGCGGGCCAUGCCCAAGGCCCAUUUGCGUGGCCGGUACCAGGAUAAUGGGAACGAGGUGGUGGUGGCAGCAGCAGGAGGAGCAGGUUCCGCCCCGCCAAGUUCUCGGCCAGGGACCGCGGAACCCCGAUCCAAUGAAUCUGGAGAAAUUGGGGUUGGUACAUCAAUUGGUAAUGUUGGAAGUGGUGAUGGGUCGUCAGUUGAAGGAGGGAGUGCUGUUGGAAGUGCUGGGAGUGCUGCUGGGAGUGCUGGAAGUGCUGUUGGCGGCGGAACUGGUGGCGGAAGUGCUGGUGGCAACUCUUCCAACAAUUGUCCCAAUUCCGUCAACCUCUCGCUCUAUUUGGGCUCAGCUUCACCUGAGCUUGUCUGUUGGAACCUCAAACGGUUCCUCUUGGCACCCUCAACUGAAUUCUUUGUCUCGCCAGACUUCAAUUCGUUCAUUGAGGAGGACGUGUAUGACUACAUCCUCACGGAAAAGCCACUGCCCACAGACUUCCACAGUCUUUUCCUGUUGACCUUGGGAGAGGCUCAUUCCCUUCUCGACAACGUCGUGCUUUUUAUCAACUCAGGGUACCUCACCAUUGACCCAGAGACCUACAGACGGCGGCUCCAUGCGCACUUUGACCCAUCCACGGGCCAUUUCCUUGCCCAUGAACUUGUAGAAACCCCGACCCAUAGCCCAAACCAUUUCUUCUUGCUCAAGGUGUUGAUGACAUGUGCCUUGGGUGAGGUCUAUAGUCCACUGCAUUCUUUAGGAGUCGACCAGCCGCGUCCUCGACCUCUGGCCCAUGCACUGGCCCAUGCUCUGGCCCAUGCUCUGGCACUGGAUCAUCUGGCCCAUUCUCCAUCUUCAGACUCCAACCCUAGAACACCAGGACUUCGGUACUUCCGCCAAGUGAUCAACCACUUACCCUCCAUCUUCUGUACUUUCAACCUUUCCAAAACCAACCUUACGCUGAACCUUGACGUGAUCGAACUCUUUGGCAUGGCAGCCGUCUACUUGAGAAUCCUUGACAAGAAGAACCUUGCCGUGAUGUUCACUCUCAAUGCGCUCCAGAUGUGUAUCUCGCUCAAUCUCCAUAAACGGUCGGGCCAGACAGAACAAGAGAAUCGAAUCUUUUGGUCGAUUUUCUGUCUCAAUCGCUUUGUGUGUGUCCGGAUCGGGAAGUCACUCUUGUUGAAUGAACAUGAGAUCACCGCUGAAUUGCCACGAGAUUAUACCGGUGGGAACUCCCUGGUGGCCAAGGAUGAGUUCUCCAAGGCAGCCUUGAUGGUGCCAUACAUCCAACUCGCAAGAAUCGCCGAACUGAUCACAAACAAUAUCUAUUGUUUGAAGCCUCCGAUCGAUAACAAGGAGUAUCUCAAUCUGAUCUUGGCCACCUUGUACAGUUUGGUUGAAUGGUCAAAUGGUCUCCCACAACAUUUGACGUUACGGUUGCCGUUGGAGGCCGGGAACGUCAACAAUCGGUUGAUCUAUACCCUUCAUUUGAAUUAUGUUCAUCAUAUAUAUUUGACUUGUAUCCCGAUCUUGUUGAAUUUGGUGAAGACUAGGUUGGCGGGGGAAUUACAGAGAGAGCAGACUGAUCUGCUGCCGGGCCAGUAUGGACAGACUGGACAGACUGGACAGACUGGACAGACUGGACAGACUGGACAUCCUACUCAAGGUCGUGGCUCUAACUCAAGUACAAGCUCGAAUGAAGGAAUAAACUCAUUUUCUAGCCUCCCGCCCAACAUCCGUAACAUCAUCACCAUUUGUAUUAACUCCUCCCAACUCACAGUCAAUCUCUUUGUUGCCCUUUACAAGGAAAACCUUAUCCGGACCUUUGGAUUUGUGGACUUGGACAAUCUCACAUCACUGAUCCUUGUCUUUGUCAUUUGCAUCCUUCUCAAGGUCCCCAACAACCCCAACAACUACUCCUUCGAACAAUACCUCCGUGUGCUGCUCAAGCUCAUGGGAGAGAUGAAGAAACGAGGAAAUUUGGUCUCUCGAGGCAAACUCAAACAACUCGAAGAGCUUUGGGAGGCUGGGAAGGUUGUACUCAAAAGUGAGAUCCAUCGCAAGGUAUUCGAUCAUGUGGGGGGGUUUGGUAUCUUUGGACGUUAUGACCUUGCCCCACCACUUGGAUUCCCCAAGACUCCUCCAUCCAUUCUGAACUUACUCAAUGAUGAUGAUGAGAGUUAUGGCCGUCCUAUGACUCCUGGUACUGCCUCCGUCCCCAGUCCAUCCCACGCCACAAUCCCCAUGCUGUUCCAGAGCGCCAUGGACCCGAGGUACCUGCCGAUCGCGGACCAGCUUCUCGUGGACUUCCAGCUUGGGAAGGACUUCAGCGACGUGACCAACGUGACCUCGAACUUUGCACAGGCCGACACCCAGACGGUGCCACUUGUGACGAGCGAAGACUUGAUGUUCAUGGACCAAAUGAUUCAAGAAUUCCAAGACAUUGACGAUGCGUCUUCCCAUACCAGGAUGUACGGAUAG